CUACUCCCUUCCGGCUUCCUCAAUACACACGGUUAGACGACUGCCCGCGCUUGCUCCAGAGGCGUGGCAGCUCUAUAUUAAGCGUACAUCCUUCAAGCCCGAGAAUGGCGACCUUUGACUACGUCGACUUUCCCAAGGACGCGCUUCGCCUCUCGCUUGCGAGCGUGAAGGAGACGCACAACCUCAGGCCAGCUGCGAAGGUCCAUACGUCCUUGCCGCACUCCGUUCCCGACCAACUAAGCACCGCCUCUCCGAUCUCGCCCACUGCCAAGUCCUUCGGCCCUCUCUCGCUGUUCCCGCAACUCCUUCUAUCCUCGGCGCUUCCACCUUCAACGCCUGGUCAUGGGCGGAGUGCAAGCCAAGGUGGCCAAGGGCAGGGUGCCGGCUCCGCGCUGACCUCAACGAACCCGAGAGGACAGCCACAUACGCUCCUCUCGACCCGCGACCCAUUGUCCAUCCCAAUAACGACUGUCAACUUCAGAAGAUUUGUCGGCAAAAUAGGCCCGCUGUUUUGGCUGCAGGAUCGGAUAGAAGAGAUUGUUGCGUGGAAGCGAGGAUGGAAGGUAACGAGCGUGUGGAUAGCGGCGUACGGCUUCUUGUGUUAUUUUCCUCGGCUUGUGCUUCUUCUUCCACAUGCCAUUGUCUUGGGUGUUAUCCUCGCCAAUCAUCCAGAAGAAACGAAUGCGACUUCGCCCCCUGUCAAUGCAAGUGAAGGGUCCGUGGACUGGCAAGCCAAUUUGCAGGCCAUUCAGAACCUCAUGGGCGCUUACUCUGACGCAUACGAUGCUGCAUUUCCCCUCGUCACCCAGCUCACGACAGCCACCUCUUCGUCUCGUUCUCGCCCUCAAUCUCCGCUUCUCCCCGUAGUUGUUGUAACACUCCUUCUGAUGCUCCCUAUCCUCCCAUACGUCCCUCUCCGCCCACUCUUCUUUAUACUCGGUGUCGCACCCCUCAUUGCCACACACCCUUUUGUUCAAUCGCGGGGGCUCGCACUCGUCUUAAGCUGGAAGCAACAAACCCCCUUCCGGGAGAAAGCAAGCCUAAUAUGGAAGCGCCUGCGUGGAGGCUGGAAGCGUGCGGUAGACGAUGACAGGCUGCUCGACAAGCACUGGGGCAGCGAGAUGCGGGAGGUCGAGCUAUGGGAGAACGAGCGGCUCGCGAGUGCACCCGUCCCCGGGUCGUCCUCGUCUUCGUCGGUCCCCGCGUCUGAGGGAGGCGAUUUGUCUGGGUCCGGCGCGGUGACGAGUGGGGGUUUGAGUUCGUGGGCGAAGGUGAACCUGAGGCACGGUGAGCGCUCGGCGUGGACUCGAGGGAGAGAUGGAUGGAAAGGUGUAGCGAAUGGGAGUGGGGAGGGGGAAGUCAGUAGCAACCUCACGUUUUCCCUUGCACCCGGCUGGGCAUUUGUCGAAACGGAAGGAUGGCGUGCGGACCUUGACGCGAGCUGGUGCGACUGUGGUGGUGAUGAUGACGGCUGGGUUUACACGAAUGAUGCAUGGCUUGAACCAAGGGAAGCCCCGGCAAAUAUGCCUUCACCAGCCGUUACACGGCGGAGACGAUGGACGAGGCGGAUAUACUGGGACCCUGAGAGGGUAAACUGAGCACGCCCAUCGUGCCUUCGGAACCCGAGUGUCAAUUUGUACUAGUAAUCGGUGAAGCGUUCAAAACCCACCCGCAUGAAGGGCCACCCAUACCAUACAGUGUCUGCACUCGCUACUCAACCCAUCUUCGAACUACCACGGAAAUGUAUCAUCAGACUAGUUGUUGGUUACCUGAUGCAACAUUGGGCAGCUUUGCGCUCU
This is a messenger RNA of Coniophora puteana RWD-64-598 SS2, 1799 nucleotides long. RefSeq lists its product as uncharacterized. NCBI's taxonomy places the organism in Eukaryota, Fungi, Basidiomycota, Agaricomycetes, Boletales, Coniophoraceae. Gene Ontology annotation, cellular component: peroxisomal membrane. The record is from RefSeq and is a predicted model, not a curated record. The transcript has 6 exons. Gene Ontology annotation, biological process: peroxisome organization. The coding region runs from base 105 to 1598 and encodes 497 amino acids.